Molecule: messenger RNA, 10045 nt
Organism: Peromyscus californicus insignis
Lineage: Eukaryota; Metazoa; Chordata; Mammalia; Rodentia; Cricetidae
Gene: Gpr179
Product: G protein-coupled receptor 179
Exons: 11
Coding region: 838-7932 (2364 amino acids)
Biological process (GO): G protein-coupled receptor signaling pathway
Cellular component (GO): membrane
Molecular function (GO): G protein-coupled receptor activity
Source: RefSeq, a predicted model, not a curated record
AAAAAAGAAAGAAAAGAAAAAAGGAAGAGUCGCAUUUAAUUCCAGUAGUCAUGAAGCAGAAACAGGUGGAUUUCUGUGAGUUCAAGGAAAGCCUGGUCUACAUAGAGAAUUCCAGGCUAGCCAAGGGUACAUAAUGAGACCCUGUCUCAAAAAACAAAUAAACGAAACAGACAAAAGGAGGCGAGGAGAAAGAGAGCAGCUAGUUUUCACGAAGAAGGGAAGGAGAAGCCGGGAUAUAGAAAGACAGAGACGUGCAGGCAUCCGGAGCACACUGCUAGGACGCAGCUAGCCCUUUAUUAUGCCCAUUGCAGCUGCUACCAGGAGGCCAAGUGGGGCAGAGGGUGGAGAGAGGGACAUGGAUUCAUCUGCAGUUGCUAUGGCGCCCCAGGCCGGAUUUGCCCGUCUCUACUGAUGGAGAGUAGGGGAAGGAGGGAGGUGGAGAGAGGACAACUGGUCCCCUCCCUUCCCCUCUUUUAUCUCUGGAGCAGAUGUGGGGUGUACGUGUCUGGAGUGGGGGUGUCUGCAUACUGGAUCAGAGGUGGAGAGAAGAGCAGUAUGCAGGAUUAAGAGGUUUUUGAGAUGGGGUGGCACACUGAGUGAGGGGGGACAGGGCCAUCAUACCUGUAUCCAGAAGCUAACUGGUAACAUUAGAGAGGGAAAGCAAAAACCACAACAGGCUAGAUGGUAUUAGCAUGAGAGAGAGGAGGGAGGGAGGGAGGGAGGGAGGGGAAGAGGUGUGGAGACAGACUAGACACCAGCCUUUCUCUGCCUGCAUUCUCCUGAGUCCCCCAAACCUCUAGGCAGCCUGGAUUCCAGGGAUAUGAGAGCUGCCAAAGAAUGGGCACCAGGGCAGUAGUCACGCCUUCUCUUGUUUGGGGGCUGCUGAGUUGCUGUUUCCUCUGCUGCGAUUGGGCUCUGGGGAGCCAAAGGCCCUUCCGCUCUCUGCCUCCUCUAUCCUCCCAAGCCAAGCCAGGACCUGGGCCCACAGGGAAGCCCCCUCAGGGGGCCAACGCAGCCCUGGCUUUUCUCUACUCCGGAGAUGUUCAUCACCUGUCAGGGGCUAAUUGCAGUGAGAGCUACGAAGUCCGUGGGGCGGAAGGCAGAGUGGGCAUCCCCCCAGUCCUACAGAGAGCAGCGGGCACCCUGGCGCAGGCGGCCAAUUUCCUCAACAUGCUUCUACAAGCCAAUGACAUCCGGGAGUCGAGUGUGGAGGAGGACGUUGAGUGGUAUCAGGCACUUGUCCGAAGUGUGGCAGAGGGGGACCCAAAAGCCUACAGGGCUCUACUGACCUUUAACCCUCCACCAGGGGCCAGCCACCUUCAGCUGGCCCUGCAGGCCACCCGGAUGGGGGAUGAGACCAUCCUUCAGGACCUGUCUGGGAACAGGGUACAGGAAGAAAAUCCAGAAGAGGACCUGGACAGCGUUGGCUUGCAGAAGCGAGUACUGACCAAUGACCUAAGGAGUCUGGACAGCCCUAAGUGGCCACGGGGAGAUGGAUAUGUAGGGGACAUCCAUCAGGUGAAGCUGUCUCCUCCCUUCCUGGAAUGCCAUGAGGGCCGGCUCCGUCCUGGCUGGCUAGUCACAGUCUCAGCCACAUUCUAUGGACUCAAGCCAGACCUCACCCCGGAAGUCAGGGGGCAGGUGCAGAUGGACAUCGACCUCCAAAGCGUGGACAUCAAUCAGUGUGCAAGCGGCCCAGGCUGGUACUCGAACACCCACCUGUGUGAUCUCAACAGCACUCAGUGUGUCCCUCUGGAGAGUCAGGGUUUUGUCCUUGGCCGUUAUCUCUGUCGCUGCCGACCUGGAUUCUACGGGGCUAGCAGUUCUGGGGGGUUAGAGGAGCGUGCAAGUCAGACUGCCGGCCAAUUCGGGUCCCCACAAGGCAGCUUAGGGAAGCUGCUGCGGUGCCAGCCAUGUCCUGAGGGCUGCACCAGCUGUCUGGAUGCCACACCGUGCCUGGUGGAGGAGGCCCUGGCACUGAGGACGGCAGUGCUGGGCUGCCAGACCUGCUGCAUGCUGGCGGUCUUCCUGAGUAUGCUGGUUGCCUACCGUUGCCGAGGGAGCAAGAGGAUCCGGGCAUCUGGAAUCUUCCUGCUGGAAACCAUCCUUUUUGGAUCCUUACUUCUCUACUUUCCUGUGUUCAUCCUCUACUUCAAGCCCAGUGUGUUCCGCUGCAUCGCUCUCCGCUGGGUCCGGCUGCUAGGUUUUGCCGUCGUCUAUGGGACCAUCAUAUUGAAGCUUUAUAGGGUGCUCCAGCUGUUUCUGUCUCGAACGGCCCAGCGGGGUCCACAUCCAAGCAGUGGGCAGUUGCUGCGGCGCCUGGGGCAGCUCCUCCUGUUGGUAUUGGGCUUCCUGGCUGUGUGGACGGCGGGCGUCCUGGAGCCAGGCAUGGAGCACACGCCCCUGGUGACCCGAGGCCACACUCCCACCGGCCGCCACUUCUACCUCUGUCACCAUGACCACUGGGACUACAUCAUGGUUGUGGCGGAAAUGCUGCUGUUGUGUUGGGGCAGCUUCCUCUGCUACGCCACCCGGGCUGUCCCCUCAGCCUUCCAUGAACCACGCUACAUGAGCAUCGCCCUGCACAAUGAGCUGCUACUCUCUACAGUCUUCCACACAGCCAGGUUUGUGCUGGUUCCUUCCCUGAACCCAGACUGGACACUUCUCCUCUUCUUCCUCCAUACCCACAGUACAGUCACAGCCACCCUCGCUCUGAUCUUCAUCCCGAAGUUCUGGAAGCCAGGGGCGCCUCCCCGAGAGGAGAUCUUGGAUGAAGUGUAUGAGGAGGAGCUGGACCUGCAGCGCUCAGGCUCCUACCUCAACAGCAGCAUCGCCUCAGCCUGGAGUGAGCGCAGCCUGGAUGCAGGGGAUAUUCGGGAUGAGCUGAAGAAGCUCUACGCCCAGCUAGAGGUCCGCAAGACCAAGGAGAUGGCUGCUAACAACCCCCACCUGCCCAAGAAGCGGAGCAGCUCGCGCCAGGGCCUGGGACGCUCCUUCAUGAGGUACCUGGCAGAGUUCCCAGAGGCCCUGGCUAGGCAGCACUCCCGGGACUCGGGCUCUCCAGGCCGCGGCAGCCUGCCAGGCUCUUCCAGACGCAGGCUUCUCAGCUCCAGCCUUCAAGAAACUGAGAAGCCACCAGCCCUGCGCAAGACCCGCAGCACCUACGACCACCACAGGGAGCAUAACACACCUCUCCUUGACUCCGCACUGAGGAGAACCCUGUCCAGGAAGGCCUCGCCAGCCUCGGAGGGCCAAGGAGAGGGGCCCCCAGCCCUGGGCUUCAGGUCGGCCAGUGCUCACAACCUGACGGUGGGAGAAAGGCUCCCCCGAGCCAGGCCCAUCUCCCUGCAGAAGUCACUCAGUGUUGUGGCUGGCUCCAGGGAAAAGGCUCUGCUUGUGGCCAGUCAGGCCUACCUGGAGGAAACCUAUCGGCAGGCCAAAGAGAGAGAGGAGCGAAAGAAGGCUGAGGCAGCCACAGUGAGCCCAGUGCGGAGGCCGUCGGCCAGGAGGCCGGAGCGGCCUUUGAGGGUUCCUCUCUCAGCCCCACCUUCCCCGGCCAAGAGCAGCAGCACGGACAGCUCUCACACCCCUGGGAGGCCUCAUGAGGAGGCUGGGAGAAGGCUGCCUCACCCACCCAUCCGGCACCAGGUCUCCACACCCAUCUUCGCUCUGUCUGGGGCCUACCUGGGAGAGCCAAGAAUGCUGUCUCCCACCCCAACCCCCACAUUGGCUCCUGUUCCAUUGCCAGCUCUGGCCCCAACCCCCACUUCCGUCCUGGCACCCGUCCCAAUGCCCCCCCAGAGCCCCACCCUACUCGCUUUCAUCUGUCCCUGGGAGAAUGCAGAACUGCCAGGCAAGAAAGAAAAUGUGGUCCAGGAAGGCCCCACGGGGGCAGAGCAAAGCAGCCACUCACCUGCCUCAGCUCGUACCAAGAUCUGGAGGGCCCUCUCUGUGGCAGUGGAGAAAAGGGGGACUGGGGAGAGUGAGAGGACCACAGAGGACAGACAUGUCCAGGCGGAAGCUGAUGAUGUGGAUGAGGACAAGCCCAAGGUCCUCUCAAAAUCCCACAGCCUCAAGACACCGCUGCAGCAGGGCUCCGUGCGCAGCCUGGGCCUGGCCAUCAAAGCGCUGACCCGUUCCAGGAGCACCUAUAAAGAGAAGGAAGGUGGGGAGGACAGCUCUGAGACUGAGAAGGGAAAGCCUACGGGAGUGAGCAUGGGCGCUCCACCCCGAUCUCCCAGGCUAGGCCGGCCCAAAGCAGUGAGCAAGCAGGCUGCCCUCACCCUCUGUGAGGAUGAGGAGUCCCUCCAGAACCAACAGAAUGCUCACACCAGCAGAAUGCUCCAGGUCUGUCACAAAGAGGGCAGCAAUGAACCAGAAAAUAGGGACAAGAGGGCAUCGCAGGGCCCCGGGGAGAGGGGAGGCGAGAGAACCAGUAAAAUAGGGCUUGCUACACUGAGGCAAGUUUUUGGGGACAAAAAUGCUGAACAAGCGAAGGAAUCCUCUGUGGGAGACCAAGAGGUGGCAAAUACCGCCCUCCAGCCCCUCGGCAGUGCUGACCACAGGGUGGCAGAGGUAUGCCCCUGGGAAGUAACUCAAUCAGGAAUAUGCCAGCCAGAGAAUAGCAACAAGGCCAAAAUCUGCCCCUGGGAGGGGACUGAAGGAGGCCUUGAGAAGACUCCAUCAAGACAAGUUCUAAGUAGCUCCUGGGCAGGGAGGGAGAAAGCCCCAGAGGAAUCAGAACCUGAGGGUGUGGGUGCCAUUACUGGGGAAAAGCCGGAGAGGCUUGUCCGGAGCCAGGAGGCAGUGUGUCCUUGGGAAAGUGCCGACCCUGGAGGUGUGUCUCCUCAGUUGGCCCAUCAGGACUCUGACAGAACCCAGGGCAGGUCUGCAGUAGUGGGCAGUACGGAGGUGAGGAAGGGGGAAAGGCAUCCAGAGGUUCUCCCACGCGGGGUUGCCAAGGCUGAGCUGUGCCCCUGGGAGCUGAGUGAUGUGGGGGAGGAGACGUUGGCCCAGAGAGUGAAGGAACCCCCCGAAGAAAGGCAGAAAUCCCCCCAAAAGGAAAGCUUCUGGAGCGAACAGAAUCUGGGCAGAGACCUGGUGUCUCUUUGUCCUUGGGAAAGUACAGAUUUUCGGGGUCCCUCAGCAGUCUCACUUCAAGCCCCGGGAAGCUCAGGGAGUCUGGGCAGUGGUAUUACAGAGGUCUGCCCAUGGGAGGUAGGAGAUACACCUAAAGACAGGAAAGCUGAGGUCUGCCCCUGGGAGCUGGGAGCAGAAACACUGAAUCAGGGAACAGAGGGGGAAUCUCUCCCGGGAAGGGAGACUGCAUCCAGAAAGGGGUACUUGGGAGAGAUGGGGGAGCAAACUGCAAGGACAGUGCCUACAGUCUGUCAAGGGCAGGAGUCAGUGUGCCCCUGGGAGGACCCAGCCCCUGAGCAGUCCAGCCCACAUCCAGACAACUCCUCAUCUAAGGCUGCUGUGCAGUUCCUAAGCAGUGGGGACAGCCAGGCGCUGCAAGUGUGUCCUUGGGAAGCGCUCAAGCCAGAAGAAAAGCAGGCAGCACCCUCCACGGCAGAAAUCUGUCCCUGGGAAGUAGAUGGAAGAACCCAAGCACCCUCGACAGCAGAAAUCUGUCCCUGGGAAGUAGAUGGAAGAACCCAAGCACCCUUGACGGCAGAAAUCUGUCCCUGGGAAGUAGAUGGAAGAACCCAAGCACCCUUGACGGCAGAAAUCUGUCCCUGGGAAGUAGAUGGAAGAACCCAGGACAGGACAUCAGAACACACACUCAAAGGAAGAGAAUCUCAAAAAGACGAGGAGAAAAUACCUGGAAAAGCAAGAAUCCAAACAUGGGAAAAGGCUGGGGGGCAGAUCCAAAAGCAGGAAGCAAUCUGCCCCUGGGAGAGCAUGGAUCCUAGCAGCACCCCGCAAAAAGACUCAGAGAAACCCCAAGCUACUCUCCAGAGGCAAGGCAGUAUGGGAGGCAAAGCUGCUGAGAUCUGCCCAUGGGACGUGGGGGAGAGCCUGAGAGCUGAGAAGGCCAGGAGCUGCCCCUGGGAGGUGGGUGCUGGGGCUGGAGAGGAAAGGACUGUGGGAGCUGAAGCCUGUGGGGUCUCUCGGAAUGAUACAGCUCAGACUGCUACAGAUUCUGGACCCAGGCAGAUGGCUGCUACUACUCCAAAGAAGCCAGAGAGGCCAGGCCUGGAGGAGGUGGUCUGUCCUUGGGACAGCGUGGGUCCAGGGGACUCUUCUCAGCAGCCAGAUGCUCUGAGCACUGAGAAUCCAAAAGAUGGGCUCCAGGAACUUGACCACACGAGCUCCAGGCCAAUAGAGGUGUGUCCCUGGGAAGUGAGCGAAGGAACCGUGGUGAAAGGGCUGGAGCAAGAGACGGGGAGUGAAAUAGCGGAGCAAGGGCCAAAGAAGCUGGAAAAGGUGGGACUUCCCUUCCAAGAGGGGACAUCAAAAGGGGAUGCAAAACUCUGCCAGGAACAGGAACCUAUCAGUCCUCGGAAGGAUGAGGAUUUGAGGAAACCAUCUGCUCAGGUCCCCACGGUCUCAGAUUUGCCCAGCAGCAUCAGUAGUCAGGUAGCAGAGGGACAGUCCUCAGAAGUGAGUGACAGGUCAACAGAGAAGGGAAGCCUGAGACAAAACCUGAAGGUGGGUUCCCUCCCAGAACACACACCCCAAGGAAAAGCUACAGCUUUGAAAUCACAGUUCCCUGCUGACUGGGAAGGAACAAGCAAGGAGCUCCAGUCUGUCUGUCCCUGGGAGAGCAUGAUGCUGGCAAGCCCCUCCCUCCACCCUCAUGGUCAGUACUCUGACCAACCUAGAGCCAGCGCCCAGACACUGGUCAGUACUGGCGGAAGGGUUGCGGAGGUGUGCCCAUGGGAUGCUCCGGUCCCAGGUCAGUAUGACCCUGACAGUGACACCAAGGUUGAAGUCUGUCCCUGGAAGGUGACUGGGAGAAUUACGGAGACACAGACAUCAGAACAGGAUGAAAAGGAGGAAUCUCAAGAAGAAAAAGAAAGAGCCCCUGAAAAACCAGAGCCCAAAGGUGUGGCAGUCCAGACCAGGAACUUUGGGGAGCAGGAAGCUGUGUGCCUUGGGGAGAGUCGGGACUUCGGAGUGCAACCAGACACAGGUGCUUCUGAUGGACGCAAGGGCAGUUCUGAGAAAGUGGGCUGUGUGGGGGUCAGGGAGGCAGAAGUGUGUCCUUGGGAAGUAGAAGAGGUUCCCUCUGCCAAGAAAGCAGAGAUCUGCCCUUGGGAAGCAAGUCCAGGAACGGUGGGGGAGGGGGCACUGGACCAGGGGCAGGAUGGAGAGUCACAGGAGGCUGGAGGGGCUGAAGGACACUUUUUAGAAGCAGCGGAGGCAGUCUACCCCUCAGAAGGCACAGCAACAGCAGGGCUAUUCCCGGAGGCAGACACCACGGACACAGACCACCCCAAGGUCAGCCCCCAUGGAGCAAGCAGCCCAGGGCAGAGGCUAGCAGAAUUAUGUCAAUGGGAAGUGACAGACCCAGAAGGAAAUAAAAUCAAGGGCACCAUGGCAGACAUUUGUCCAUGGGAGGAAAGCAGACCCCCAUCUGAUGAAUCAGGCCCCCUGGCUUUACCAACAACCCAGACCGAUGUCCCUGCUGCCCCUGAGAAAUCACUCUGCCUCUCAGUACACAGACCUUUGGAGACCUUUCUUCCAGAGAGCAAGAGCGUCCACCCAGAAGUGAGCAAGCCACCCAGUGCUCUCCCUCUGGAAGGUGUCAGAGAACAUGGGCCUUUGGGACUUGAGCCUGGAGCCAAGUCAGACCCAGAGCCAAGUCUCGAAGAAGCGGAAGCUCCGAAGUCUCUCUCCUUGAUUGAAGACCAAGGGCAAAUGACUUCUGAGGUUCAAGAUGGAGAACUCAGCCCUCCACCUGCUUACCCUUGGGACUGUGAAUGAGCACCGAAGUGAGGUCAGAGCUCCUUCAGGACACUUCCCACGGUCCAGUUCCCAAGGAGCUGCCUCAAAGACACUUGGCUACUUCCUCUCCCCAAGAGGCCAGCUGGCAAUUCAUUCAAAAGGAACUGUACAAGAAGGGUGCAGCGUGGCCCCCAAGGGAUAUCCGGUCCUCUCCACUUCUCUUUCUGCUUGAGGAAACAAGCCGGACCCUUCCCGUCUAAAGAAUUCUACUAUUUGUCCAGCGUACCUGACACCAGUCAUUCAAAUCUGAACUCUCACUUAAACGGAGUUUACCCAAGGCAGCAAAGACCCAGACCACACGAGGCAGUGGCAGUCGGGAACUGUGGGCGGGAGAAAGUUAUCGAGCCAUGUGAUUUAGGAUGACAGACAGGGCUACAAUGUGGCUCAGUGGUUAAGCACAUGCCCUGCUCUUGCAUGGGACCGAGGUUUUGCUCUCAACACCCAUGUCAAGUGGCUUAUAACCACCUGUAACUCCAGCUCUGGGGAAUCCUCCAAUUUCUUCUGGUCUCUGAGGCCAUUCAUGUGCACAUACCCCCACACAGACAGACAGACAGAUAGACAGACACACACACACACAAUUAAAAUUAAUAUUUAAAAGAUGAAAGAUGUCAGAGGAAAAGGAAGACAAAAUAUGUGCCCCCCCCCAAAAAUCUCACAGACCUAGACCUUCUUCUCAUCCCAUUCCCCGACACAUGGUCCCAGGCUGGUCUAGAACUCUGUAUGUAUGAGGCUGACUUUACUCUUCUCAUCCUCCUGCAUCACACUACUGAGUUCCAGGGUUACGGGGUGCACCACCAUGCCCAGUGUAUUCAGUGGUGGCCAAUGCAUGCUAGGCAAGCUCUCUGUCACCUGAACUAUAACCCCAGCCCUGCCUUUGUCUUUCUGUGGGUAUGUGUGGUGCUGGAGACUGAACCCCGAUCCUCAGGAAUCAGCAAGUCACAUCCCCAACUCAAGGGCCUUGUUUUUUGAUUUGAACCUCCAAUUUCUACUUGAUUAUUUCCCAUUUGUGCCCUGACUGAUGGCUGAAGUGGUAACAAUUAGACGCUCUGACAUCUAUGUCACAGCUGGUGUCCACAGUGACAACACAGGACAAGGGAAAACACUUCUCAGGGUCCUCCCCACACUGUACAAAGUGUUCUCCCUUCCAGAUGUGCUCAGUAAGCCAUCUUCCCAUUUUCCUGGCCAAGCUCUCGCCAUCACCACAGCUCACCUCCCUGCCUCCUCUUCCUGAUGUUUCUGUAGUCAGCAAAAGGACCCCUCCUUAGUAAAUGCAGCCAAGGGGAGAUCUCUGGUUCUCAGGCAAGAACCACUCUGACUCAUUUGCACCCCUUCCCAGAGGAGCCUGGGGAAGAAAAGAGGUCCUGUUCACAGUCAGAAUCCCAGCUGCUACCUUCAGAAAGAGUAGCACUUCUGGCCAAGUGAGAAGCCCAAGGGCUGGGCAAGGCACCACGUCAACACAAAGCCUCUUAGCAGCUCACUGUCCACUUGGCUCUCCUGUCAACGAUCCUUCAGCCUACCUUGCUUGAGCAGCAGCGUGAGAUGACAGAGGGUUGCUGUUAUAUGAGCUCACCAAAGGGAGACUAGGAAGGAGAAAAAUGGCUUGGGAGAGCAAGAAGGGCUGCAGACAGGCGGCCUAUUGUAGCCGAGCGGCUACAUUCAUGACAACAGCAGGUCCCACCCCCUGACGGUACCGUACAGAGGUGGAAAACCCCGGAUGAGACCAAAUGCCCAGUGAGCAAACCGGGAGUCUGUAUGCAAAUGCCUCACAGAAAAGAACAGCUGAGUACUCCAUUUCCAAAAGGGAACAGAUUAACAGUCACCCACUCUCCUGUGGGGGCCAGCUGCCCUCAUUCCCACACAGAGCUCUCCUACCUACCCAGUUCUCCUACACUGGGUUUCUACAGCAGUGUGUUGUUCUGGGCUGUGGCUACUUAACCCCACAACUUCUGAGCUCAGGUAGACUUCACUAACUGUGCACCCCAGAGCAAUCCCACUGGGUCUAGUCUAGGUGAAAAUGCAAAAUUAUCUCCACAUUCAGUGUUACAAAUAGCCACCUGGGGAAAUAAUAAAGAAUGCUUGUUCUCAGCUACUA